UGUCAAAGCAGGCGCUGUGUUUUCAUUUCCCAGGACCGAUCCGGCCGAAAAAAAAAAAAUCGUAUCGGGAAAUUGGUGUGCAGCGCAACCGGGGAUUUUCCUAGCGACCACCACCAGAUUUAAAGGCACUCCCGUCGUACAGCAGCAACAGCAAUAGCAAUGGCCCUUCGGUUGUUUCGCCUGAGCCAAGAUGUGGUCACCCCGCUGAUCAAGCGUAACUGCUCCGUGUCGGCGUUUGAGCUGCAGCACAAAAACCCGGUCGCCCGGAAGGUGGAGAAAAUCCCGAAGGCGCAGUAUGGUGGGCGACACACGGUAACGAUGCUGCCCGGUGGUGGUAUCGGCCCGGAGCUGAUGAGCUACGUGCGCGAAGUGUUCCGGUUUGCGGGAGUGCCGGUGGACUUCGAGAUCGUCGACAUUGAUCCGUCGAGCGAGGGCAACGACGAUCUGGAGUACGCGAUCACCUCCAUCAAGCGUAACGGUGUCGCGCUCAAGGGCAACAUCGAGACAAAGUCGGAAGCGACGGGCAUUCUGUCGCGUAAUGUGGCGCUCCGGAACGAGCUCGAUCUGUACGUGAACGUGCUGCACUGUAAAUCGUUCAACGCCAUUCCGGCCCACCAUCAGAACGUGGACGUGGUGAUCGUUCGCCAGAACACCGAGGGCGAGUACGCCAUGCUUGAGCACGAGAGCGUGCGUGGAGUGGUGGAGAGCAUGAAGGUGGUGACGAUCGAGAAUGCGGCUCGAGUCGCGCGGUUUGCGUUCGAAUUCGCCAAGAACAACAACCGCAAGAAGGUGACGACCAUCCACAAGGCCAACAUCAUGAAGCUGGCUGACGGUCUGUUCCUGAAGGUGGCAAGAGAUAUCGCGAAGGAGUACCCGGAUAUCCAGCACAACGACAUGAUCAUCGAUAACUGCUGCAUGCAGCUGGUCUCGAAUCCGCACCAGUUCGAUGUCAUGAACACGACGAACCUGUACGGUAGCAUCACGUCGAACGUGCUUUGCGGACUGGUUGGCGGAGCAGGCCUCUUCUCCGGUCGUAACUAUGGUGAUCAUUAUGCCGUCUUCGAACCGGGUACCCGUAACACCGGUACGGCCAUCGCUGGCAAGAACGUGGCCAAUCCAGUGGCCAUGCUGAGUGCAGCCGUCGAUAUGUUGUACCAUCUGGGACAUCGCUAUCAUGCCGAUUGUAUUUCGGAUGCGCUUCACAAGACGAUCGACAUCGAUGGAAUUCAUACACCGGAUCUCGGUGGCACAAACACCAGUACCGACAUCGUUCAGAAUGUGUUGAAGCAUCUGGCAGAGAAGAGAACGUACUGGUUCCCGGCGUAUGCGUACAUGUGAAAAGUUAGGCUAGAAACAGUACAUUCGAAUCUAUACCAAAGCCCCAACCAACACUCCCUUAACCAAUCGUGCUUCCUUCCGUUACCCAAUUCAUAACAUCUAACCCGUGGUCGGUGGGUUGUUUUUGGGGAAGUGACGUUGUAGCCAUAAUUGGUGCUGGGGUGUAUUGCUGAACUGAAGCAGAGCGACAACAGGACGAACAGAAGAAACCCUUAAACCAGAGUACAUACAUAAACCAAUCGCACCAUACGGGGUCAAUUUGGACAUUAGAGGCGUGAUGUGAGAAGCGAUGCGAAAUUAAACAUAAAACUGCUAAACAAGACACGAAAUUUAAUUUCAAACGAUUACAACCAAAUAUAAAAAUUCAUACUCCGUCGUGCUUAGCUACGAAUGGUUCAAUUCAGUCAUGUUGUUGCUUCAGUGGAAACAAACAGGAAAACAGAACAUUUUGGGUUGUUUUCUCAUAUUUCCAUUAUGUAGGAUUUGUUUUGUCAUUUUACAUUUUCCCCGUGUUUUUGUUUUCUAUAAUGUUGUGGCUUUUCCUAUUUUCUUGAUCCUGAUCCUUACUCCCCCAUCUGUUUUGUUUGUUCUAGUGUGAGUUCUGAUUUAUGUUAUGUCCAUUUAUCGCAAUAUUGCAAUCCUUAAUAUCACAUUUGGAUUUGUUUCUAUCGCUCGGCCACAUUAUAGAAUGUUUAACGAUACCAGAGUGCAUUAGAAAGAAAUACCUACACUUGGUGUUACGGGUUUGUCGUCUCGUUCGGCACCAUAAUGUGUAUUAUCAUAUUUUGUCGCGUGUUGUUUCUAGAGUCUACGAUAUGUACCAGUACGGUUGUGACCGAACGUGUGGUGAAUGGUUUUGCGUUUGUGUUACGUACUAAAAGUUGAACUAUAUCGUUAUCAAAGGGUGUACAAUAUAAUUUUCUUCCGUUUGUGUUAAGUUUUUCUUCGCAAAGAGUGAGGUUCCCCAACAAAAUUGAGAAAAUUUACAAACAUUUUAGCAAGCAAACCGAUUUCAGCUACUCCACGGCAUCGUAACCUAUAACAGAAAGGAUACGAUGCUGGAACGGCUAGGAAAAGUUAAACAUUUAGACUAGGAAUUCCUUGAAUUGUCUUGAUCGUUUAAAACAAGGAAAUCUCACUUUAUACGAAGGUGACAAUUGACCAUAGCCAAAAAGAAUUCUUCACCUAUUCACACCCAGAAUACUUUUUUUUCUUUUCCCAUUCCGUACAAUGUGUCUGCAUCGCGUUUCG
Molecule: messenger RNA, 2589 nt
Organism: Anopheles aquasalis
Lineage: Eukaryota; Metazoa; Arthropoda; Insecta; Diptera; Culicidae
Gene: Idh3g
Product: Isocitrate dehydrogenase (NAD(+)) 3 non-catalytic subunit gamma
Biological process (GO): tricarboxylic acid cycle; isocitrate metabolic process
Cellular component (GO): mitochondrion
Source: RefSeq, a predicted model, not a curated record